Messenger RNA from Lachancea sp. 'fantastica', 1284 nucleotides. Lineage: Eukaryota; Fungi; Ascomycota; Saccharomycetes; Saccharomycetales; Saccharomycetaceae. The record is from the annotation of a GenBank genome assembly.
AUGGAUGAGUUCAGUAACCUCACGAUAGCUGACAAGGAAUCUUUGAUCCAUGAGAAGGAUUUGGAGGCGAUCUUGGAGCUCAAAAUAUGCGAAAAUGAACCCGCAGUCGAGAACCAUAAACUACAGCUAUCUCAAAGGUUGAGAGAUAAAAUCAUGCCCCAUGUACCGUCAAGCCCAUCACCACUGCGACAGUCCAUGUUAGAAAGUGAUUACAGUGACGAAAUGGAUGUGGAUUCUGUUGGCGAAAUUGAUGCGAUGAAGCCUAUGCAAGAAGACAAUAACUAUGACAAGGACGACGAAAUUGAAACCGAUCCGGUCGAUAACGAUCUUUUGGAUGAUACAGAAUCCACCAUUGAUGAAAAUUCAAAUUCAACAGGACCUAGUAGUAAAGCUGUUAUAAAAGCCCUUUUGUCACCCACUCGAUUAGGCGUUGCUGCUGCAACAAAACUGGAUCAAUUGCCUGGCAAAUCGGACCAUAACGAAGAGAUAUACGAUUCUGGAGAACAGCAACAACCCGAAUUUAGUGAAAACCGGUCAUUUGUAAAAUACUCGGAAAACUCUGAGGGCCUAAAUUUCGGCCAAGAGGAUCUCUCUGAACUCCGGUACAGAUCCAACCAACAGCCCAUCCAAAUCUCAAUAAACAAUCAUCAUUACUACUAUCCACAGCCGGAGUUGUACGCUCGGAAUGAUAUCUCGACCUUUGAAAAACCCAAUUCGCUUCAAUUGCCGAAUCCAUGGUCUUCCUAUUCUCAUCCUGCUUCGCGAACUUCUUAUUUGCUGACGUCGUAUCUCCAAAUAUUCCUGAACGCGUUGACAGCGUUAUUACUGUUCUCCUUGGCAUUGAUCUUCAUGAGAUCUCUGAAAGCAGAUCUGAGAUCUGCGUGGGAGGUGGCCAAGUUGGACUUAGACCACGAAUCAAUUCAAUGUCAAAGAAACUACGAUUUGAAUCAUUGCGAUCGCAGCACAAGAGUAGAAGCGAUGGAAGAACAGUGUACUUCCUGGCACAAAUGCAUGUCCCGAAAUAAUGAUAUUUUUUUCCGCGCUAGAACUACGAUCAGUGCAAAACUGAUAGGCGACGUUGUGAACUCGUUCGUGGAACCAUUGGGAUGGAAAACGCUAUGUGUCAUUCUUUCCGGACUGGCUAUUUGGUGUUUUAGCUCGAACUUUAUUCUUGGUUUUGCUCGAGCUAAAAGCUAUUAUGGAAGCUCACAGCAGGAGAAGCCUGUCGAAAAGCGUCGAGAUGAUCGAAUGCCUACCGACAGUGACAAAAAGUUGUUGCGCUGA